AUGUUACCUUUAUCACAUCUCGGGUAUACCGGGGAUGCCAUUGACAAGUCUCGUAUGUUCAUUUCACUGCUUAACACAGACCGCGUAGCCGAGCAUUCUUCGGUAGAAUACGCACCUACAUUGUGUCUCGGAGUUUCUUGGGUACGUAACCGCUUCCUCCGGCGUCCCGUCGAGGGCAGUAUUCCUGUAUAUCGGAUUGAUGCGACUCAAGUCCUCUCAAUCACUUCCUUGCCUCAGGAUAGUUCAGCUAUGGGAUCUGCUGAUCAGCAUUCUGAUAUUUGGAUGAGAAUGGUCGUUGCUCCUGCCGUUCGGAUCGUCUAUGAGGCAUUUGGCAAUUCAUAUCAUAAAUAUGAUGUCCCAGAGCUGCCUAAUUUAGAUGAAAUUACUAAACUGAUGGCGAUAUCAUGUCCACUCGAACCCGAACCCGUUCAAGAAUUCUCUCCAAACGUCUACUCGUCUCCCCUUGUGUGUGACAGCUGCGGGGGUCGAGUCUUCGUCGACCCUGCUCAAUGGCUUCUCCAUAUUAAAAGCAAGCGGCACAAGAGGCGAACUGAUGCGAUUCGGAAGCAAACUCGAAAAUGA
Molecule: messenger RNA, 582 nt
Organism: Protopolystoma xenopodis
Lineage: Eukaryota; Metazoa; Platyhelminthes; Monogenea; Polystomatidea; Polystomatidae
Source: the annotation of a GenBank genome assembly